AAAUUUGCAGAAGUUCCCUAGGAGAUACAACAAAGACUUGUUUCUCAACAUGGCAACUACGAACCAGGAUCUUUUGAAGUUGGAGUUGAAAACCUCUACAUCUUCUUCUUUUGAAUCAACACUCCUUGUCUGCCCUACAAAGGGAACACUAUCCCCAAGCUCAAUUUGUGGGGAAAAGCUAGUAACAAGUUCAGUUCCUAGAAGCCAAGUGCUUGGGAAAGUGAGGGAUUUCUUGGGAGUAAUGGCUGAAGCUAAUGAAAAGCUGCAGAACGAUGUCAAAGAGAAUUCUGGCAAGGAUUACAAUAUUGAGGAGCUCACUGGAAAUGAAAAUGAAUUCAUUGAGAUGGAUUUGGUUCUGGGUGUUGCUGAUCUUCAUACCCCAGAAGCUGUGGCUGCUGCUGAAUCUGCCAUGGCUGGCUCCCAACGAGUGAUUAAUUUAGCAGACAACGAUAGUGAUUCUGAUGCAGAAAGCAGUGAUGACGAAAAUGAAGAUGACAAUGAUGAGGGAACCACAGGAAACGGUACCGAGAAAGUGAAGUCUCGUAAAGAUGAUUCUUCUGGAGACAGGCAACCAAAAAAGCGACCAAAGAUCAUUGAGCUCCUUUGAUAACUUUUUUCAUGACCGCGUUAUCGUGCAGCCCUUACUACUAAGAUUAACAGAGAAACAGCUUAUGGAGUCCUUGUGGUAUUUUGUGGAGUCAAACUUGUAAGGAUUGUGUAGAAAAAUACAAAAGAAACAACUGCGUGCCUGUAGGAGGACUACAUUUGCGGCGAGCAUUCUAGAGCUUUUUCUCAAUUCCCUUGGAUUAAAAAUUAGUUUCUAGUGCUUUGUUGAGUACAUUCCUUGCCAAGUAGAAAGUUUUUGUUUUGUUAUUUUCA
Molecule: messenger RNA, 879 nt
Organism: Papaver somniferum (opium poppy)
Lineage: Eukaryota; Viridiplantae; Streptophyta; Magnoliopsida; Ranunculales; Papaveraceae
Exons: 6
Coding region: 50-607 (185 amino acids)
Biological process (GO): box C/D snoRNP assembly
Molecular function (GO): box C/D methylation guide snoRNP complex binding
Source: RefSeq, a predicted model, not a curated record